UUUUGAUUUUUUUAUUUCAUUCUAUAUAUAUUUUACAUCAUUCUUCCUUUUUUGUACAAAGGUGUAGUUCUUUACACCGGUACCAAGGUGACUUCUUUAAGUUUUCAAUGUUGGGAUCAUUCACAGCGUUGCUUCAAGUUUUUAGUAGUGAUUUCAUUGUUUUUGAUAUUCUUGGAAGUGGGAUUGUUUCUUUUUCAGGUCAUUUGUAGUUAGUGUGGAUUUUCCUAAUGCACAGCUGAUCAGAGCUGGUCUGUAAUCUUGCUAACUCUUCUGGUUGGAAAAUUGCUCCUAGAACUCUUGUACUUCUGCUAAAAAACCUUAAGUGGUUCCCCUUGCCCUACCCAGAAGCAGAUCCAGGACUUGUGGGACCUAAUGCAUUUCUCGAAGACCUCUUUCCAAAGAGGGUGUGGGACAGGGCCAGUGCAAAUGAGAAACAAUGCUAGUCCCAGCUCACUGCUUUCACUUCAAUCCCUGCCUGGUGGCUUUUGAACCGCUAGAAGAAGUUUGUUUAAAAUGCAGAUUCUUAUACAAGAACCUAAGGUAAAGGCUUAGCGUCAGUUUUUAACAAGCACUCCAGGGAUUCUGCUCUGACAGAGGUGGCCAUGAGCCUCGUGCUAUCUAGUCGAUAACAUUUAAUCAAGCUGGAGCCCUGAUGUCUCUACUUUGGCCCCAGCAUGCCUCUCCUACCUUCAUUCCACCACCUUGUACUGGUGACUUUGCAUCUGGGCAGUGGUUCUGUAACUUUGGGGAGCACUAUUCCUACAGCACAUCACCCACUCUGGCUCCUGGGUCUCUCUGGUGCUAUCAAGGCCUCAGCUGACUCAGCACCCACCUGCUUGCAAGCCACUAGGUUGAGCUCCAUUGUUCCCCGUCUUUCCCUGGUGAGGCCACACUCUUGUUCCUGUCUGCUGUUCUGCACCUCCAAUGCGUUCUCACACCCAUUCUUACAAGGGGGGCUUAUCAUUCUCUUCAAUCUUAUCUCUCAUCUGGCCCUCAGCAUACAUCCCAGCUUGCACAGGGAAGAAUUUGCCCUGGGCUAUUCUGUUUCCUGGCUUCCUUUUUGUGGAUUGAGUUGGGUGGUUCUCAACUGGCAUCUGGUGGGUCUCUUCCUUCCUGAGCAGAGUGGCUGGGGAUGAUGAGGGCAGAGGACGCUUAUGAGUACCGAGGACUGGCUUUGACCAGCUUUCCCUCAACCACAGGAGAAGAGACUGCUGGGGGCGACAAGUUCAUCCACGAGAGGGACCUGGCCUGGCUUCAGCAGGCAGAUGUGGUGGUGGCAGAAGUGACCCAGCCCUCCCUGGGUGUAGGCUACGAGCUGGGACGGGCUGUGGCCCUCAACAAGCAAAUCUUGUGCCUGUUCCGCCCCCAGUCCGGUCGAGUGCUUUCAGCCAUGAUCCGAGGAGCGGCACAUGGCACACGGAUCCAGGUGUGGGACUAUGAAGAGAGCGAGGUGGAGGCCACGCUGGAUCGGUACUUUCAGGCUAAUCUUCCCCAGCAGGUGGCUGCCUCCUCUGACCCAACCACUUGACUUAACCACACUCUGAAAUUCCUCUGAUACAGAUUCUGCUCUGUACCAUUCCUACCUCUCAGCCCCAUACAAAUGAAAAGGUGGGGCUCCCUGGUGGCACAGGGGUUAAGUCUCAGAGCAUCACCAUGAUGGCCUGAAUUCAAUCCCCAGCCA
Messenger RNA from Condylura cristata (star-nosed mole), 1681 nucleotides. RefSeq names its product 2'-deoxynucleoside 5'-phosphate N-hydrolase 1 (gene DNPH1). Bases 1133 to 1528 code for a protein of 131 amino acids. Gene Ontology annotation, biological process: deoxyribonucleoside monophosphate catabolic process. The record is from RefSeq and is a predicted model, not a curated record. Lineage: Eukaryota; Metazoa; Chordata; Mammalia; Eulipotyphla; Talpidae. Gene Ontology annotation, molecular function: 5-hydroxymethyl-dUMP N-hydrolase activity. The transcript is spliced from 3 exons. Gene Ontology annotation, cellular component: nucleus.